UUUAAAAAUGGCGGUUUACGAAGUGUUUGCACAUCCCGAACUUCGUCGAUACAAAACUCAUAUAUGCACCAAAGCUACGCUGUUGACGUUUGUUGUUUUGUUUCUUGUGUUCAUACCACCGCUUUUUGUUGUUUACAGGAGUUAUGGAUUUUGGAAGAAGGAAGAAUAUUACAGGGAGGUUCCUACUGUUAAUUUUAAGAAGCAACUGCUUGUGAUUUUGGAACUGGAACAGGAGGGUAGCUUUAUCACAUACAGUACAUACCAAAGAUACAACCAACUGCAGCAACAGAAUUUAAGAGUGCCUCUCAUCCAGUCAAGAGAGCCAGAUGAGAAUGGUGAUGGGAAAGCAGAUGGACUGGAAUUUAAGUUGGAAAUGCCACUUCAAGACUCAGAGAAAGUGAUUGGUGUAAAACUUCUCCUCUUCUUUGAGUAUGCUUUGCAUAGAUUUUCCUCAUUCACUAUGGAGUCCUUAGCCUAUAUUAACCAUGACUCACCCAAAGCAGGAGCCCGGCUUGAUGUUUAUGGGGAACUCAAUAUAAGGCAGAAACAGCCACUAGGACACAGGGGUUCAGAUACAAGAUUCAGUGGUUCGAUAAUAGAUACAACUAGUGUUUAUGCUGAAACAUAUGAUUUGACAGAUAUCUUUAAAAAGUAUACAGAGAGAAAUGUGACAACACAACUAAAUGCCCCCUACUCUGUAUGGAAGAGUGGCCGAGGAGCAGGGCAGCCAUUUGUUAUCAACAGCAACAUAACUUAUACAGAACAAAUGAUAUUAUAUUACCCAGGAUUCUGGUACAUGAUCAAGUGGGGCUGGGUGCAGUAUGUAUCAGUGCUUCUUAUUUUCCUGUAUGUAUUUGACAGAAUCAAGAUCUUCAUUUUCCAGAAUCAGUUAGUAACUACAAUGGUGGAAAAACCAUGGAAACGGGAAAAGAUGUCAUGAUGUAUCCAGGACUAGUUAUACCAGAUUGUAGGGAUUAAAAUAGGACAUGUAGGUGAAUCUGUGGCAGCUUGUUGACAGCUGGGUAUGGGGACUUCCAGGUGUGAAGAGAUGUUUGUAUGACGUAUAAUGGUGUAUUGGAUGCAUACGAGGUGACACAAGUGAAUAUGAAAAGGCUGGAAAAAAUGUCAUAUUCCUUGUGAUGUAUUGGUUGUAAUGAAGCUAGGUUAUGUGUAAAAGAGUGAAUGCUUUAGAUAGGUACAGAAAUUAAACCUGAUGAAAGAAAGUAACACUUAGAGAUACUUGUGUUGAAAAUUUUAAGUAUUUGUUCUUUUUUGAUCAGAAUGUUCAUUUAAAUCAUGUUCCCACUGCAUUUUAUAAAAUGACAUAAGUAAUGAAUGAUGUUUAUGGAAUUGUAUGGAAUAUGACAGAGUGUGAUCAUAUUUUUUUAUUUAAAUACUUUUUAUAAAUACUUUAAUCCCAUAUUUUUCAGGGAGUCGUAAUUCUAUGGAAUAACAAUUUCUGUUCAUUCUAAAGAUAACCAUAUAUUUUAAAUGUAUUUUAAUUAUGCUGGGACAAAUUCCCAUGAAGAAUUGUGAUACAUAAUUGUAUACAGUGUAAGUGGGAAAGUAGUACUUUUACAGAAUGAAAGUAAAAUAGAAGAAUAAGUAUUUAUUUCUUUAAUCAUUUUGAAUGUCAAGUAUCAAAUAAAGUAUUUAUAAAUUUUA
Molecule: messenger RNA, 1665 nt
Organism: Saccostrea cuccullata (small rock oyster)
Lineage: Eukaryota; Metazoa; Mollusca; Bivalvia; Ostreida; Ostreidae
Product: transmembrane protein 231-like
Exons: 7
Coding region: 8-940 (310 amino acids)
Biological process (GO): regulation of protein localization; cilium assembly
Cellular component (GO): ciliary membrane; ciliary transition zone
Source: RefSeq, a predicted model, not a curated record